Messenger RNA from Labrus mixtus (cuckoo wrasse), 4636 nucleotides. RefSeq names its product signal transducer and activator of transcription 5a (gene stat5a). The record is from RefSeq and is a predicted model, not a curated record. Gene Ontology annotation, biological process: response to peptide hormone; regulation of cell population proliferation; cell surface receptor signaling pathway via JAK-STAT. The transcript is spliced from 20 exons. Lineage: Eukaryota; Metazoa; Chordata; Actinopteri; Labriformes; Labridae. Bases 228 to 2588 code for a protein of 786 amino acids. Gene Ontology annotation, molecular function: DNA-binding transcription factor activity, RNA polymerase II-specific; RNA polymerase II cis-regulatory region sequence-specific DNA binding.
AGAGAGAGAGAGAGCAGUGAACUGUGAAACGAACUGUAGAAACUAGACAACUGACUUACUGAGAGAGAUCCGUGCCGUAGGUUGCCGACGUCGCUGCAGCCUCUGCCCGCAUUUUAUGAGAUACGACAGCAGCUCCAAGUCGCUCCACGGAGGUUUGUGGUCCUCCUGCUUUAGAGUUUCCUGCUGUUACAUGGUAACAAACAGCUGAAGGAAAGAGGGUGUUGAAGAUGGCAGUGUGGAUCCAGGCCCAGCAGCUCCAGGGAGAUGCUCUCCACCAGAUGCAGUCUCUGUACGGGCAGCACUUCCCCAUCGAGGUGCGACAUUAUCUGUCCCAGUGGAUAGAAGGCCAGCUCUGGGAUGCCAUAGACCUGGAGAACCCGCAGGAGGAGUUCAAGGCCAAACGCCUGCUUGACAGUCUGAUCCAGGAGCUGCAGAACAAGGCUGACCACCAAGUGGGGGAAGAUGGUUUCUUACUCAAAAUCAAACUGGGACACUAUGCCAGCCAGCUAAAGAGCACGUAUGACCGCUGUCCUCUGGAGUUGGUCCGGUGCAUCAAACACAUUCUCUACACGGAGCAGAGGCUCGUCAGAGAGGCAACCAAUUCCAACUCUCCGGUGGGUGGGAUGAUGGACAGCAUGUCUCAGAAAUACCAGCAGAUCAACCAAGCUUUUGAGGAGCUCCGCCUGCUGACCCAGGACACUGAGAAUGAUUUGCGCAAGCUCCAGCACAACCAGGAGUACUUCAUUAUCCAGUACCAGGAGAGCCUUCGCAUCCAGGCUCAGUUGACCAGCCUGGCCACACUUCCCCCUGCUGACCGACAGCUCCGGGAGCCGGCCCUCCUCAGCAAGAGAGCCACUGUGGAGGCAUGGCUGACCAGAGAGGCCAACACACUACAGAAAUACAGACUGGACCUGGCAGAGAAGCACCAGAAAACAUUGCAGCUGCUGAGGAAACAGCAGACCAUCAUUCUGGAUGAUGAGCUGAUCCAGUGGAAGAGACGGCAACAGCUGGCAGGCAACGGGGGCCCGCCAGAGGGAGGCCUGGACAUCCUGCAGUCCUGGUGUGAGAAACUGGCUGAAACAAUCUGGCAAAACAGGCAGCAGAUUCGGAGGGCAGAGCACCUGAGACAACAGUUACCCAUCCCCGGACCCAUUGAAGAGCUCCUUAACGAACUGAACGGCACCAUCACAGAUAUCAUCUCAGCAUUGGUCACAAGCACCUUCAUCAUUGAGAAGCAGCCUCCACAGGUGCUAAAAACCCAAACUAAGUUUGCCGCUACAGUGCGCCUUCUAGUGGGGGGUAAAUUAAACGUUCACAUGAACCCUCCUCAGGUCAAAGCUACCAUCAUUAGUGAACAACAAGCAAAAGCCUUGCUGAAGAACGAGAACACACGGAAUGACAGCAGCGGAGACAUUCUCAACAAUAACUGCGUGAUGGAGUAUCACCAGACAACCGGCACUCUCAGCGCACACUUCAGGAACAUGUCUUUGAAGAGAAUCAAGCGAUCGGACAGGCGAGGAGCAGAAUCUGUCACAGAAGAGAAGUUCACCAUUCUGUUUGAGUCCCAGUUUAGUGUUGGAGGCAAUGAGCUUGUCUUUCAAGUGAAGACGUUAUCACUCCCUGUGGUGGUGAUAGUUCAUGGAAGCCAAGACAAUAAUGCCACAGCUACUGUAUUGUGGGAUAACGCUUUUGCAGAGCCGGGACGGGUGCCUUUCCUGGUGCCGGAUAAGGUGCUGUGGCCUCAGCUGUGCGAUGCCAUUAACAUGAAGUACAAAGCAGAGGUGCAGAGCAACAGAGGCCUGUCUGAGGAAAACCUGGUCUUCCUGGCUCAAAAGGCCUUCAGCAGCUCCAGCAACAACCCUGACGAAUACCGUAACAUGACUAUGACUUGGUCACAGUUUAAUCGGGAAAGCUUGCCAGGAAGGAACUUCACAUUUUGGCAAUGGUUUGAUGGUGUGAUGGAACUCACAAAAAAGCACCUUAAACCUCACUGGAAUGAUGGAGCCAUAUUGGGCUUUGUGAACAAGCAGCAGGCUCAGGACAUGCUGAUGUCCAAACCCAACGGUACCUUUCUCCUGCGCUUCAGUGACUCUGAGAUUGGAGGGAUAACAAUUGCCUGGGUGGCAGAAAAUCCUAACAAAGCCGGUGAAAGAAUGGUUUGGAACCUCAUGCCCUACACAACCAAAGACUUCUCCAUUCGCUCUCUGGCUGACCGCAUCAGCGAUCUCAAUCACCUCCUCUUCCUCUACCCCGACCGAGCGAAGGAUGAGGUUUUCUCCAAAUAUUACACCCCACCACUUUCCAAAGCAGUGGAUGGAUACGUGAAGCCGCAAAUCAAACAAGUGGUGCCCGAGUUUACUACAGCCAAUCCAGACCCUGCAAGUGGGAAUCAAACCUAUAUGGAUCAAGGCGCCUCACCAGCACCUGUCAAUCAUCCUCAUACUUACAACAUAUACCAACCUAUGAGUGACUCAAUGUUAGAAGCAGAAGGAGAAUUCGACCUGGACGACACCAUGGACGUGGCGAGGCACGUAGAGGAGCUCCUUCGGCGGCCUGUAGAGAGCCAGUGGGGCGGCCAGCAGUCCUGACCCUUGAACUUUUAAUCAGUGACAGCACCAGACAUACACCGCCUCCUCAUUUUGCCCUACUCAUAUUGACAUUUUACAUGGUUUAAUUCCAUUCAUUUCUCUCUUUUGUCAGAUAGCUAUAAUGUGAAAUGUUAAUAAUGUUUGUGAUUUUAUUUUAUUUUCAGCAUGACAGCAUGCAUGUCAGUAACUUCUCAUAGUUUUUCUUUGUGUCUUUCAGUGUUUGUAAAACAGACUAGGUAUAAUGCAAAACAUACAAUGUUACAGUAUUACAAAAAAGAAAAGAAAAGGUAUCGUUCAUUCACAUUGUGCAUACAUUUCCAGACAGAUAUAUAUAUAAAAAGAAGAUUCUGUAUGCAUUCAUUUUACCAGUUGAAUGUUUUUAUUUUAUUUUUCUUCUUUGUAAAUGGGUUAUCAGUAUUUUAAAAGUUACAUUGAACAUACCCUCGGACAAAAAAAGAAACGUAAUUGAAGAGUUUGCUUUUGCUCUUAUUUACAUUUUCCUAUUCACUGCUCUGAAAAGUUACGGUUCUCAAAAUUCAUAUACACUAACCCAAAGGCAGAGUUACUCUUUCUGCAACUCUCCACAUCAGCACAUGUGCACAAGUGUACGAUCUAUUUGUUCUGAUUUGUUCACCAGCUAUAACCCAGCCAGGGGGCUUAUGCACCUCCCUCUCUCUCUCACAGGGCUAUUUGUCUUCUGUCUGCACACAGAAAUGCAAAUCCAAGCAUUUACCCAGCGCUGCCUGCUUUUCCUCUCAGGUCCCUCCGUUCCCCUCAUCAGUGCUACCUCGCAUUAUCCUACUGACAGUCAGUGUUACUAUUGGUUCCCUUGUUGUUUCUGCACCAUGCUCACAUCCAAGGUACAGUCUUUUGUUGUAUGUGUAAACCUCUGUGAAGAAGAUACUGGCUACGUUUAUUUGCUGUUUUAAGAUGGAAACCACUUUCCUGAAGAAGUCGAGAGGCAUGAUGUUCCAUAAGUCUGGUCAAUGUUCAAAUAUUCUAAGCUGUGGUGCUGCUUCCUUCAUUUUUCUUCCCAUCCGUCCACUUGUCUCUGUAGCUCUGUCAUGACACUGCGGUGAAAGUCUCUUGUGUGACAACAUGACCGCACCAGCAGCAAAAGUAGCGAGAUGUACAUACAUAAGUGCACACAUUAAAUCCUUGCACAGAACUACCAGCCACUGGGCCACAUUUAGAGCUCAAGGAUAUUAAGACAAUACAAGUCUUCAUGUUUAAAUGGCUGACUUUUGUUUUGGUCAAGAUUAGUUUUCAUUGUGUGUCCCCUUUUUUGCGACACAUACAAGAUAACAGAUACAUUAGUCUAAUGGAAAAGCUUGAGACUAUAACCCUAAUUACGCCUCUAAAACAAAACAAAAAACACAUGUACACACACAAACACAAAUUUUUGAAUUGAAAAAAAAUGUCACUAACAGCAGUCUUGCACCUCAGGAAUGAAUUGCUUUGCUUAGCCAAUGAAAAAGCCAAAUAGAAAAAGAUCUACGUAUACAGAAUAUAUGAAUUUUAUUUUCGCUAUCAUAAUUCUAUUUUAUUAUUGUUUCUCUGGCACUCCCCUAUCAAAUGUAAGGGCCAUGCAUGACACUGUUGAGGACUUGCAUACUAUAACCUCCUUAGUUUAAGCAGAGGGUUAAAGUCUCGUGUCAGGACAAGAACAGCUUGAAAGAGGAUUCAGAACAACUGGAAAUCAGAGAGAAAUGUAUGUUAUUUUUUGUGUUUGUCCAAAAGACAUUACAGUAUUAAAGAUAUUCCCUCUGUUAUCUUUUCAUUUCUUCCUCCAACAUUUGCUGUAUCUCACUUUCUUUCCUAUUUUUGAAAUCUCAAGCUACAUGGGCAGUCUUUGCUAUAUUCUUCAUUCUCAUCAUUUUGAAGCAUUGUUCCACUGGAGACUGUGUAUUUUCUUCAUGAUGUAGAUGGCGCUGUGUGCUAUUCAAUGUAUGUACCAUGUUUGUGGUUUUGGUUUGUCCUUUGGAGUUAUUCCAAGAAACAGCUGUUGAGUCAAAAAGAAGAAAAUAAAGUUUUAUAAAUAAUUUUAA